AUGAAAUUAAUCUUGAUACUAUCUAUAUCUAUGUUUCUUACAUUUAUUCAGUUCUCUAUAGGAGAUGUAUCAUGCAAGUUUUCAAACUGCAAGGUAAAAAUGCGUGGUAUUGAGCAACCUUAUACCAAAACAAAAGUUAGGCAACAUCAAGAACCAGUUCCAUUUUUAGUUCAAACUAUACCUGUGAAGACCUAUAUGGAUCAGAAAGCAGGUACAAGUGGACUAAGAAAGAAAACCCGUGCAUUUAUUGAGGGCACAUAUAUGGCAAAUUUUAUCCAAUCUUACUUUUCGUCAUUUCCUGAUGGUUAUUUUGAAGGUAGUACUUUAUUGAUUGCUGGAGAUGGGAGAUAUUUCACAACUAGAGCAAUCCAAAUUGCAUCUGAAAUAGCUGCUGCACAUGGUGUAAGAAAAAUUUGGACUGGAAUAGAUGGUUUAUGCUCAACUCCAGCAGCUAGUGCAAUUAUUCGUGAAAGAGAGGGAGGUGUUUCAAUAGGAGGGAUAAUAUUAACUGCAUCUCAUAAUCCAGGAGGUAUAGAUGCUGAUUUCGGAGUUAAGUUUAAUGAUGAAAAUGGUAGUCCUGUUUUAGAAUCUGUAACAAGUAAAAUAUUUGAAAUUAGUAAAAAUAUUACGAUUAUUAAGAAGGUAUCUUUACCUAGAAUAAGCCUUUCACAUAAGGGAAUUCAGGAACUUAUUUUAGGAAAAUUUUCAGUAGAGGUUAUUGACACAAUUGAAGAUUGGAUGGAUCUCCAAAGAAAUAUUUUUGACUUUGGUAUGAUUAGAUCAUUUGUCCAAAGAAAGGAUUUUAAAAUGGUAUUUGAUGCUAUGCAUGGUGUUGCAGGUCCUUAUGCUCAUAGUUUAUUUGUUGAUGAACUUGGCUUGCCUCCAGAAACAAUAAUUCAUCCUAAUCCAAAAAAAGAUUUUGGUAAAUUACACCCAGAUCCAAAUUUGACAUAUGCCAAAGAACUCGUUGAAAUUAUGAAAAUUUUUAACCCUGAAGAAAUAACAGCUAACACUCCAGAUUUUGGAGCUGCUGCAGAUGGAGACUGUGAUAGGAAUAUGAUAUUAGGUAAAGGAUUUUUUGUAACACCUUCAGAUUCUCUAGCUAUAAUUACAUCUUAUGCUACAAAAGUAAUUCCUUUUUUUAGUGAUGGAAUUGUUGGAGUUUCAAGAUCAAUGCCAACAAGUUGUGCAUUAAAUGCAGUUGCUAAUAAAAUGGGAAUCCCUUGUUAUGAAGUUCCAACUGGUUGGAAAUUCUUUGGUAAUCUAAUGGAGGCUGGGAUGAUUAAUAUUUGUGGUGAAGAAUCUUUUGGUACAGGUAGUAACCAUAUUAGAGAGAAGGAUGGUUUAUGGGCUGUGUUGGCAUGGCUAUCAAUAUUAGCAUACAAUAAUCAAGAUCCAAAUCAACCCCUAGUUUCUGUACGGGAUAUUGUAACUGAUUUUUGGAGAAUAUAUGGUAGAAAUUACUAUACUAGAUUUGAUUAUGAAGAUUUAACGAAUGAUCAAGCUUCUAACUUCUUAAGUCACAUACAAUCUUAUGUUAAUAAUCCAGAGGAGUUUCAGGAAAUUAUCAAACCUUUUGGUUUAAAACUAAAACUUGCAGAAUCUUUUACUUAUGUAGACCCUGUAGAUAAAAGUAUUACGUCGAAUCAAGGUAUAAUAUUUAAUUUUAGUAAUGAUUCAAGAAUUAUUUUUCGUAAAUCUGGGACUGGGUCUUCUGGAGAUACUAUCAGAAUAUAUAUUGAACGUCCUAUAACUGAUCAAAGUAAAUUGGAAAUGAAUACUACAGAUGCUUUAUCUGACCUUAUAAAAAUUGUAAAUAGUCAUAUUAAAUUAACUGAGCUAACUGGAAGGGAAGAACCAACAGUUAUUACUUGA
Molecule: messenger RNA, 1875 nt
Organism: Cryptosporidium muris RN66
Lineage: Eukaryota; Apicomplexa; Conoidasida; Eucoccidiorida; Cryptosporidiidae
Product: phosphoglucomutase/phosphomannomutase, C-terminal domain-containing protein
Exons: 1
Coding region: 1-1875 (624 amino acids)
Biological process (GO): carbohydrate metabolic process
Cellular component (GO): cytosol
Molecular function (GO): magnesium ion binding; phosphoglucomutase activity
Source: RefSeq, a predicted model, not a curated record